Molecule: messenger RNA, 766 nt
Organism: Didymella exigua CBS 183.55
Lineage: Eukaryota; Fungi; Ascomycota; Dothideomycetes; Pleosporales; Didymellaceae
Exons: 1
Coding region: 98-511 (137 amino acids)
Source: RefSeq, a predicted model, not a curated record
AAGACUGCAUUCGACUCAUCAUGAGUAGCGAACGCUUUCUGGGCCACUGAGAAUAUCACGCUCAUUAUCCUUCGAGCUUGUUGGACUUAGCCAAGAAAUGCCUUGUUGCGUAGCAGCUGAACGGCAGUACGGAGAACCACAAUCCGAAGUUGAUGCUGUACAACAACAACAGCAACUACGAAUCACCCCAGGUACCUCACACCUUAGAACACAUGCUUUCCUACAGCUAUCGAGUACCUGCUGUGGCGGCGAACCCCCGAUCUCCUCCUCCAGCGAGCGAUUCCAGCGCGCCAACGACAAGAUCCCGGACUUCGUCAAGGUACUGGCCUCAAAAGGCAUCAUUAGCCAUGUGAACUUGGUUCUCACAAAACUAAUGAGACUUGGUAGGCUGUUUGGCGAACCAACUUGUUAUCUUGAACCCUUUUCGUUGCCUUUGAUGGGCGUGGUGCACCUGCCUGCUGAGUAUCGUGAUUGGGAGAGCAGCACAGGCAACGCGAGGAGGUGCAACUGAUUUUCAGCUCGAUUCGUUGGCAACAAAUCGCAAUGGACAGUUGCAAACAGCGUGCCUCUUUAGCCUCACGGAUACAGAUGCACCGGCAACUCCGGUGAAUCCUUCAAUGCCCCCAGCUCUGAUCGAUCCUUCGAGCACUAUAAGAGUUGUUCAGCCGGCAGACAGACCGAUCAAGCAGCGAGUCUGGUCCCGAUCAUGUCCCCAAACUUGUGGCAUUUUGCCUGUUCACCCGGUCUACGGCUUUCGACUUAUCGA